AAAAUCCCAAAUGCAGCCUGACCCGGCCCAUAAUAUUCAUUUCAUUCAAACGACGUCGUUCCUCCAUUACUAAACCCCAAAACCCUUUUGAAAACUCCAUUUUCCACUUCUCCAUUUCUCCAUUUUCCCUCUUUCUUCAAUGGCUUCAUUUGCUUUUCGAAGCUCAAAUUCGAAGCGAUUACUUACAUUUUCACCUCAAUUAUACUCUUCUUCUUCUUCUUCUUCUUCUUCUUCUUCAUGCUGUAGAGGAUCAGUAUCCGGUCACAUUUCGCACUCCGAAGCCUUAAAUGCAAAUGAUGCGUUUCGAUCAAAUGCAAUUUUUAAUCACUCGUUAUGGCGAUCCAUGGCUACCUUCACUCGGACAAAACCUCAUGUUAACGUGGGAACUAUUGGUCAUGUUGAUCAUGGAAAGACUACUCUAACAGCUGCUAUUACAAAGGUCCUAGCAGAAGAAGGAAAGGCAAAGGCUAUUGCUUUUGAUGAAAUUGAUAAAGCCCCUGAAGAGAAAAAGAGAGGAAUUACCAUCGCUACAGCCCAUGUGGAGUACGAGACAGUUAAAAGACACUAUGCUCAUGUUGAUUGCCCAGGGCACGCUGAUUAUGUUAAAAAUAUGAUUACUGGAGCUGCCCAAAUGGAUGGUGGUAUUCUAGUCGUAUCUGCUCCUGAUGGACCCAUGCCACAAACAAAGGAGCAUAUUCUGCUUGCACGCCAGGUAGGUGUACCAUCACUUGUGUGCUUUCUAAACAAGGUUGACUCUGUUGAUGAUCCAGAGCUCCUGGAACUUGUGGAGAUGGAACUUCGAGAGCUGCUUAGUUUCUACAAAUUUCCUGGGGAUGACAUCCCUAUCGUUCGUGGUUCAGCUCUGUCUGCAUUACAGAGUACAAAUGAAGAAAUUGGAAAAAAAGCUAUUCUGAAGUUGAUGGAGGCUGUAGAUGAAUAUAUCCCUGAUCCAGUGCGUCAGCUUGAUAAACCAUUCUUAAUGCCAAUAGAAGAUGUAUUCUCAAUUCAGGGACGUGGAACUGUUGCUACUGGGCGUGUUGAACAAGGAACCAUAAAAGUUGGAGAAGAUGUGGAGAUUUUGGGGCUGAUGCAGGGCACUUUAAAAUCUACAGUUACUGGCGUUGAAAUGUUCAAGAAGAGCUUGGAUCAUGGACAAGCUGGUGAUAAUGUUGGCCUUCUUCUUCGUGGCUUGAAACGAGACGACAUUAUGCGAGGAAUGGUGAUUGCAAAGCCUGGAAGUGUGAAAACAUGCAAGAGAUUUGAAGCAGAGAUAUAUGUACUUACGAAGGAUGAAGGUGGUCGGCACACUGCCUUCUUCUCAAAUUAUAUGCCUCAGUUUUACAUGAGGACUGCUGACAUCACCGGCAAAGUGGAGUUGCCGGAAAACGUCAAGAUGGUUAUGCCUGGAGAUAAUGUUACUGCUACUUUUGAACUGAUGUCUCCAGUUCCCCUUGAUGCAGGGCAACGAUUUGCUUUGAGAGAAGGUGGAAGAACAGUCGGCGCUGGAGUUGUUUCGAAAGUAAUAAGCUGAGGGUGGUUCAUUAUUUAGGUUUUUUUUAGGUUCAUGUUGUCGCACUCGUGUCAGACCCUUCAAAAAUGCACUACUUUUGAAGGAUCCGGCACGUACUCGAUGGCAUUUUUGAAGAGUUCGAGCAACAUAGGUUUUCAUUUGAUGCAGAUCCAAGUCUUGUCAAUUGAAUAUAUCUCUUAGGUUAUCAGAUUAAUACCAAUUUUUGUGCCCAUAAAUCAGAUUUUUUGGUAUUAAUAAUAAUAUAUAUGCCCUUUUGCAUUCA
Messenger RNA from Capsicum annuum, 1793 nucleotides. Its product is annotated as elongation factor Tu, mitochondrial. Lineage: Eukaryota; Viridiplantae; Streptophyta; Magnoliopsida; Solanales; Solanaceae. The coding region runs from base 140 to 1531 and encodes 463 amino acids. Gene Ontology annotation, biological process: mitochondrial translational elongation. Gene Ontology annotation, molecular function: GTPase activity; GTP binding; translation elongation factor activity. Gene Ontology annotation, cellular component: mitochondrion. The record is from RefSeq and is a predicted model, not a curated record. The transcript is spliced from 12 exons.